ACGGUGCUGCUGUGACUGCUAAAGAGUCAGGACUGAGAGGAAACCUAAAGGAACCUGAAGGGAAACUUGACGGGAAACCAUUCGCCGUCCGCUGUCACCUCCCCAACCACAUCCACACCUAAUUAAUCCCCUUCUCAUCAAUCCUCUCUCUUUCUUUGGUUACAACACCCCCGUCUCCCGUCUCCCGUCCGCCGUUUUCCCGUUCCAGAUCAUCCAUCCAUCACUGAGAACGUCCCGGACAUUUUGCUAACUGGGACUUGUUCCAUCUUUUUUCCUCUCCUUCCCUCCCCGUCCCCUUUUCUACCUCUUCCUCUAACCUCUCUCUUAAACCUCAUCAUUUAUCCUCCUCCUCCUUCCCCUCUCCUCCCCCGAUUUUUAGUCUACCUCUUCUUCUCUUCCUUCUUCCCCCUCUCGUCUCCCUCCCUUGACUACUUAGCUACCUACUCCUCCGUCAUUCGCAAUUUGGUUCGUCUAAACCCAACAACCCUUACGUCGACGAAAUCUCCAUUCGACCUUUUUUUGCACCAACGAGAAGACGAGGCCAUCGCGCGAAUCCAAUUCCCCCUUUCGCACGACUAUUUCUUGUUCAUUAGUAGUCUUUUUAUUAGCUACUUUUGAGACGUCGCUGGUUUCCAGGGUCAUCCGCCUAUUACCUUGGCUCCUAGAAAUAUCGAACUGCGACCAUUAAGUAACGCUUUUGAGGUUACUCCGCCAUUUCCUGCCAAAUCUUUGAAUAUAGGAAUUUGGUUCAUUCGGCCUCCUUCGUUGUGCUGGCUGUAUUUGUGCACCUUUAUCGCCACCUAGGAUCUCGCAGUGUCUUCGUUUUAAGCUUCGCGCAUUUGUUGCCCAAGGCCUCAAUCUUGUUUUAGGCAUCUCGCUACACCUGACGGAACAAACUUUUGUGGUCAUUGACCCUGAGGCGGAACCCCCGAACCUUGUUUCACCCGACUCUUCUUGAGCACUUUAUAGACAGUUUCUUCUGCGCUUGGUACCCUCAACUUUACUUAGCUACACCGCUUUCACGACCGAGACCCACGAGCCAACGAUUUGAUGCCGCAUUUUUAACUGCUUGUUACGCAUCCCCGAUACCCCCUCGCGUCCGCAUUCCUGACACACUGCACAUUCUGUACGUGUCAGCUUGAUAUAAAACCUCAAGAAAAGCAGGUGAAGUCGACUGCUGGGUAAAAACAGCAGCUAUUUGCCAAGCUGGAUCCCGUCAUCACAAUGUCGCAGCAACCGCACGAUAUGGGUUACCUUGACUAUGGUACAUCAACCAAUCGCUCCCCGAACUCGAGACAGAACUAUGCUACAGCCGGUGGUUUCGCUGGCCUCUCGCUACCUCGCCAGUCCCAACGCCCUUUUGAUGCUCCUCUAGGUUCAUCUGCCCUCUACCCUGCCGACAGGAUCGGAAGUGGGUACAACCACCGUGGUAUGGAGAAUAUGGCUGGUAUGCAGGGCUACAUGCUGGAUAAUGGUCAAGCUUGGAACUAUAACACAACUGGAGUCGCUACUGUUAACGGUGCCGUGAAUGGCCCUGGACGACAACGAAACGUGAACCGACGAGCCGCUCUUCCUCAGAACUGGACCGAUCACAGCGCUCUUGGUAUUCAUGGCAACCAUGGAGGUCUUCAGCCCUACCAAGGAGGCAUGAACAACAACCCCAUGUCAAAUGGUGGUCUCCGUGUUGAGCACCCCGGAUCUCACGGUUCCCCCACUGAUCUUCGAUCAAACACCUCAGACGCCGACCAGCUUAUCCCUACAGCUAUUGUUAUUAAGAACAUCCCUUUUGCCGUUCGAAAAGAGACUCUGGCUUCUAUCAUGCUUGAGAUGCACCUCCCUCAGCCAUAUGCCUUCAACUACCACUUCGACAAUGGCGUCUUCCGAGGUUUGGCUUUCGCAAAUUUCCAGUCUGCCGAGGAUACACGCAUGGUGAUUGAGGCGAUGAACGGCAUGGAUGUCCAUGGCCGUAAAUUGCGCGUCGAGUACAAGAAGAUGCUCCCUGAGGCUGAGAGGGAGAGGAUUGAACGCGAGAAGCGAGAGCGACGAGGCCAACUUGAGGAGCAGCACCGUGCCCCCAUGCUUCACCAGCAAAGCUCUAUCCAGUCACUUGGCAGUCUUUCACAGUCUCAAGCUAGAGGACCAUCGCACCUCGGCAUGCUCGAGGCAUCUCGUGUUCAGUCUCCCGCACUGACCAUGCCAGGCGAUGUUGAUUUAAACGACCCCCAGACUCUCGAGUUCUACACUGAAUUGGUUAUGUUCCGUCGUGACGAAGCCCGAGAGGUUCUGGUCUUCCCUGCUGGUAUCGCUCCCGAGCAUCGACGAUCCAUCCACAUUCUCGCACACAACAUGGGCCUUGAGCAUCAGUCUGUGGGCGAUGGCGAAUCGCGCCAGCUUACGGUGCUGAAGCGACAACAGCCAUCACCCACCGCCCACAUCCACAGUCAGCCAGGCACCAACCUUGACAUGCAUAAGCGUGGCCUCAGCCGUGCUGCUACAUUUGACUUUGCUGCUGACCGUGAGACACGAGCUGCCAGCAGCAAUUAUUCCCACAUGAUGGGUCGACAGGGUCCCACUAUCGAGCUUCCUGGAAGCCCUGAAGGCAACGGCAUCCCCAACAACCUUCGAGCCGCCAAGAGCUUUGCUGAUCUGCGAUCCUUCACCCCCAGCCCUUCGCAGGCUUCUUCCAGCUACCUCGCCCCUUCGGGAAUGAACAACAUGGGUGGUAGCUCGACUGCUGCUCGCUUCGGUGACUACAUGGGAGGUGCCAUGUCACCUUCUGGCCACCCCGGCAACUCUGGUACUCCUGGACCCAAGAAUGAUUCUGCUCUUCUGAGUAGCCUCAACAGCCUGAACUUGGGCUAUGACUCUGGCUCCAUGCAGAACCAGGCGCGAAGCACUCCUGGCGCUAUUGGCAGCCAGCGCCCCGGUAACAGCUCUAAGGGAGCUCCUGAGCGACAGCCUCGCGGACCUGAGUGGGAGACCAAUGCCGGAUUUGCUGGGCGACGUGCUAACGGCCACGCCACGCGCGGUAGUGGUGGUACGUCAACCGACACAUGGAACAACUGAACGUUGGCUAACUCAAGAUAGACUCGUCUGACAAUGGGGCACGCGUCGGCUCAAGCUCGACCAACGCUUCGCGAUAUCACUGAACGUGAUUCACCGGCCACCCCUUGACGGGUUAGGCUUUCGACGACCUGUGUGUCAGGCGCCGACUAUAACUGCGCGUAUCAUUACGGAUUAACGACAAUGACCACGACGCAUUGAUAUUUUGCAUCGCAUUUGCUUUUAUGACUUGUAAUACCGACAUACCUGGGGAAGUGAUGGCAGGAAUUUCACUUGUCUUGUUGAACCCCAUUGCAUAUAGUUUACGUGGGAACGGUUUACGACUUUUGAAGAUUGUGGGGGAGACGACAGUGGCCUAAGGAUGUGUGCGUGUGGCCGACUUGAUGACAGUUACCGAUGAGAGAGAGCAUGGGAUAGGAUAUCUGGAUACACAAAUGUUUUCGACACAACUGGGCAACCAAAGAUGUAUAAGGUCACAAACUACAGAAGCACUUGGCAGCACGCAUGCACGCAUAACCUGGAAUACCCUCAGCACGUACCCCGACAAGACCUACGACCACUAUCACUACCACCACUUGACGAUUAUGACGCUUUUACGACGUUACGUCUAGACAGCUAUACCGGCUUCUCCUCAUCAGGCUGUUCAGCGUCAGCAAUGGGAGGGGUUGCCUCGGCGACUUACAACCUACUACUAUACCCACCAAAUCAAAUAAUUUCUGUCUAGGCGCUGUUCCUGGCAUGACCGCGACGAUGAAGACGACACAUUUGGAGACGCCCGAGUCCGGCUUUUGGACCAAGGGGCACUGAAAGGGGCCGAUGGACGAGUGCGAUAUGGGUGUUUUUUGAGUCGAAGGCCCGGCCCCGUUGGAAGGAAAAGAAAAAAGUUACAAUAUCUGGUUAUCUGCAUUACAGUUGAAUUGUCUUGGUUCAUGGUUCUGUUACAGUUUCUGUUUAUCCUUUUUUAUUUAUUUUAUUUAUGUACGGAUGGAUGGGAGUGGUAUUAUUCUGAUCUCACUUGAUUAAUUCUUGAUCUGCCUGGUCGCGGUGACUCAAGGAGAGUUAGAGAUGGGUGUUGGGAUGGGAUGUGCGUGUGGGCUAUUUGGCUAUCAUUGAAUGGAGAAGUUGAGGAAGUUGUAAACACGAAUAAGAGAACGAGCAGAGAGAGCCAAAGAGAGAUGAGAUAUGCCUUGCGAAUAAGUGUACCGAUUAAGUAGUGACGGGCUGUGCUUUGGCUGUUUGAAUAGAUGUUUUGCUGCGUGUAUAUCACCCAUUGUUUUAACAGUGCAUGAUGAGAGUUAUCUCUUAACAACGCAUCAUCAAGACCCACAUAUUUAUAGCUUUAAGAGUAUCUGCUCAUCUUCAACUCUUACUCAA
This is a messenger RNA of Fusarium odoratissimum NRRL 54006, 4437 nucleotides long. RefSeq lists its product as uncharacterized. The record is from RefSeq and is a predicted model, not a curated record. NCBI's taxonomy places the organism in Eukaryota, Fungi, Ascomycota, Sordariomycetes, Hypocreales, Nectriaceae. Bases 1225 to 3066 code for a protein of 613 amino acids. Gene Ontology annotation, cellular component: cytoplasm; nucleus. The transcript has 2 exons. Gene Ontology annotation, molecular function: mRNA binding.